Messenger RNA from Salvia splendens (bonfire salvia), 397 nucleotides. RefSeq lists its product as uncharacterized. The transcript is spliced from 2 exons. Lineage: Eukaryota; Viridiplantae; Streptophyta; Magnoliopsida; Lamiales; Lamiaceae. The record is from RefSeq and is a predicted model, not a curated record. Bases 2 to 337 code for a protein of 111 amino acids. Gene Ontology annotation, molecular function: nucleic acid binding; zinc ion binding.
AAUGCAUUGCUCUCACGCUGUUGCGGUGCUGAGAGAACGCAGUGAUGACAUCUUUAGUCAUGUUGAUACACGAUACCACACAGAUGUUUGGAUUCACCAGUACGCAGCUGCGUUUCGUCCACUGAGACACCAAGAUUAUUGGUAUGAACCUAAAUGGACACUGGAAUGUUCACCAGCACGGCUACUUCCUCGUUCACGUGGGCGGUACAACAGAAGCAGGAUACACAACCAAAUGGAUGAGCGCGAAGAAGAUGCGCCAAGAGCUCCUCCUCGAUGCCGCCUUUGUGGAGAGACCGGCCAUAAUAGAAAAAAGUGCACUUCGGGACGUGUUGUGUAGUUAUAUUAUGUUUGAGACUCGUGAUUGAGGGUUGAAUUUUAUUAUGUGUUUGAACCAAGU